ACUGGACCUGUUGCCAGGCAGCCGCCCCUCGCCUCUAUCUUUAUAAGCCGGCAUCCUCGGCCGCCGUCCAUUCAGUUCCAAUUAAAUUUUCCUCUCGUGAAGUUCCUUCGAGGCGGUGACUUUUUUUCUCUGCGGCAUCGAGAAUGGGACCCAAAAAAGGAAUCCUGGAGCGACUGGCCGAGGGCGUCGUGAUCGGCGACGGCGGCUUCGUCUUCGAGCUGGAGAAGCGGGGCUACGUGAUGGCGGGGCCCUGGACACCCGAGGUCACCCUGGAGCACCCCGACGCCGUUCGCGAACUGCACCGGGAGUAUCUGCGCGCCGGCUCGGACGUGAUGCAGGCGCUCACGUUCUACGCCUCCGACGACAAGCUCAUCAACCGGGGCAACGUGGCGGGGAAGAAGUUCACAGGCGCCGCCGUGAACGCGGCGGCGUGCAAGAUCGCGAAGGAGGUCGCCGCGGAGGGCGACGCCCUCGUGCUCGGCGGGAUCAGCGAGACCCCGACCUACCUGUCCGGCGGGGGGAAGGCGGCCGUGCAGGCCGAGUUCCGGAAGCAGAUCCAAGUCUUCGUGGACCACGGGAUGGACUUCCUGCUCUGCGAGUACUUCGAGUACGUGGAGGAGGUGGAAUGGGCGAUAGAGGUGUGCAAGGAGACGGGGAAGCCGGUGGCGUCGACCAUGUGCAUCGGGCCGAAGGGCGACAUGCACGGCGUCCCGGCCGGGGAGUGCGCCGUCCGGAUGGCCAAGGCCGGGGCGGAUAUCGUCGGCGUGAACUGCCACUUCGACCCUUUCGUCAGCCUGGAGACGAUCAAGCUGAUGAAGGCCGGGCUGGAGAAGGCGGGGCUGAAGCCGUUUCUCAUGUGCCAGCCGCUGGGGUACCACACGCCGGACGCGGGGCCGCAGGGGUUCAUCGACCUGCUCGAGUUCCCCUUCGCACUGGAGCCCCGCCUCUGCACCCGCUGGGACUUCCACAAGUUCGCCCGCCAGGCCUACGACCUAGGCGUGCGCUACAUCGGCGGCUGCUGCGGGACGCAGCACCACCACCUCCGCGCGGUGGCCGAGGAGCUGGCGAAGGAGAGGGGGAAGACGCCGCUGUCGUCCGAGAAGCACGCGCCGUGGGGGGAGGGGCUGGCGCUGCACACCAAGCCGUGGGUGCGCGCGAGGGCUAACCGGGAGUUCUGGGAGAACCUGAAGCCGGCGACAGGUCGCCCCUUCAGCGCGUCCAUGUCGGAGCCGGAGAACUGGGGCGUGACGGCCGGGAGCAAGCUGAUGAUGCAGCACGCCGGGGUCACGACCGAGGCGGAGCAGGAGGAGGUCCGUCGCUUCAAGAAGGGGGGGGGCAAGCACUAGGGGGGUUCGGGUUUGGAUGCGGCGUCGGUGUUGAUGACUCGUUGCAGUGUCGAAUGUCCGUCUGAUACCUUUUUCUUGUCAUCCACUUGGCUCAGAGCGAGUCCUGUCCCGUUGUCGUUCGCUCUCGGUCGGCUCGAAGUGGGCCAUUACCAUUGCCAUCCACUCUCGGUCGGCUCGAAGUGGGCCAUUACCAUUGCCAUCCACACUUUCAGAAUUUGAACGCUUGUGUUUCUCCGUUUCCGCUUGCUUCUUGGGUCGAUCGACACUGUCGCCUGUCGGUUCGUGUGCGCCUGCCGUCUUGUGUCGAGCCUGUCCGUCGAGCCUGUCCGUCGAGCCUGUCCUUCGAGCCUGUCCGUCCGUCUCGCGAGUAAAUUCUCAUCUCUGCCGCUGUCAUUCAUUCCACACACUUUAUCCGUCGAAUCGGUUUUCGUCGUCGCGUCUUCGUCCGCGGACUCGCGACCCGGAAAAUGAGUUCCGAGGAACGUCUUCCCGCAGGUAUUGUACAUAGUGUCUUCCUGUGCUUUGCAAGGGAUGCCGAGUCGCUUUAACUGCCAUGCACAAGAAUUAUUUUCGAUAUUUUCGUUGAAUAUAUUUUUUGAGACUUUUACGUAUCAUAAACAUGCAUAGGAGACACUCCUUCAAGUUAACUCUGCCCGAAUUUGCACAGAAAGUUCGCCAGGUGAAAAUCAGGGUUGUCAGUGAAAAUCAGGGUUGUCAGUGAAAAUCAUG
Molecule: messenger RNA, 2075 nt
Organism: Darwinula stevensoni
Lineage: Eukaryota; Metazoa; Arthropoda; Ostracoda; Podocopida; Darwinulidae
Source: the annotation of a GenBank genome assembly